Molecule: messenger RNA, 1416 nt
Organism: Penicillium oxalicum
Lineage: Eukaryota; Fungi; Ascomycota; Eurotiomycetes; Eurotiales; Aspergillaceae
Exons: 1
Coding region: 1-1416 (471 amino acids)
Source: RefSeq, a predicted model, not a curated record
AUGCUUCGUAUACUCAUUUUCGAGCUCGUUAUAUUUUUGUGGCACAUAGGCAAUGCUGGUGCUCACCUGCCAAAGAAUUCAUCAGGCCCAGCUCACGCGAUAGUGCGAGACGUCGUAAUCAUCGGUGGCGGUGCUACUGGGACUUACGCUGCCAUCCGCCUACAGGAAGAUUUCAACCGGAGCGUCGUGCUAAUCGAGAGGGAAGAGGCUCUAGGCGGCCAUACACGCACUUAUUGUGACCCAAAUACCUCCAGCACAAUCGAACUUGGAGUCAUCGCUUUUCACGAUCUGCCGGUCGUGAGGAAAUACUUCGCGCGUUUCGACAUUCCAUUGACAAAACUGUUCUUUAAUUCCACGAUGGAGAGUUACGAUUUCCUAAAUGGCCGUUCGGUCAAUCUUUCAGAGCGCUUACAAUCCAAUGUGGAGAUGUUCUCAGCCUGGAGUAGACAAUUGCAGCGAUUUCCAAAUCUCGAUGAGGGAUAUCAUUUCCCCUUACCUGCCCCACUUGAUCUUCAACGACCAUUUGAGCAGUUUGCACGUCUGUACAACCUCACUGCCCUGAUACCGUUCAUAUGGGCCAUUGAUCAAGGGAUUGGGGAUAUGCUUCAACUGCCCACACUCUACGUCCUGAAGAGUUUCGGGCCUCAAAUGCUGCGCAGUUUGACAACCGGAUUUCUGGCCACGGAAAGACAAAACAACCAUGAAAUUUACGAUCAGGCUUUAAUGCGUUUGAAAAAGACCAAGAGCGUCCUCGUCAACAGCAAAGUUCUGUCUAUGGCCCGUGACGUAUCUGGCCCGUAUGGACGGGCCAUUGUGCGCACCCCUUCCGGUGAGAGAGUUGUCCAGGCCAAACAAUUCCUUUUCACCAUACCCCCAACAAGAGACACCCUCACAGGAUUUGACUUGGACAGCGAAGAAGAGACCUUAUUUUCUGCUUUCAAAUACAUCAAUUACUCGACUGGGCUCCUUCGAGGCGGUCCGAUUGCCUAUGGGGUGACUCUAUGCAAUAGGGGCUCUGAUCCCGAUGUCUAUUCCCUCCCCCGUCUACCGGCUAUAUACACCUUGGGUCCAACACAGAAACCGUCAUUACUUACCGGUGUCAAGUUUGGAAGUAACACAACCAUGACCGUCGAGCAGAUGAAAGCUGAGAUCGUUGCCGAGAGCGCAAAAGCCCUUCGAGACAACUCGUCUUUGCAACUUGCGGCCUUUGCCAAUCACGGUCCCUAUGCCCUCAGUGUCUCGUCUGAGUCGAUUCGUGACGGGUUUUAUCAGAGACUGUACGGCCUGCAAGGCCGACGGCGUUCAUUCUGGACCGGAGCUGCUUGGCAUACCCACGACAGUAGUCUGCUUUGGAAUUUUACGGACACGAUCCUUUCGCGUAUGCAACAAGAUUGGACUUCAAGUUGGUCAAAUUGA